This is a messenger RNA of Clunio marinus, 534 nucleotides long. The record is from the annotation of a GenBank genome assembly. Lineage: Eukaryota; Metazoa; Arthropoda; Insecta; Diptera; Chironomidae.
AUGAAGUUGAUGUUGAUACUUUUUGCAAGUUGGGUGAGUUUAGCAGAAAAUUCUAAAUUAGUUAGAAAAUUUCACACUUUGAAGAUGGAGAACUGUCGAAUCAAUGCAUCAAUCCAAGCGGACGUAGUUGCUCCAAAAGUGUCAACAAAAUUUUUUAAUUUCUCUGCUAUAUUCCAUGUAAGGGAGGAUAUUCUUGGCAAUUUAACGUUUACAGUAGACACAAACAAAUGUUCUUUGGAUAUGAAAAACUGCGAAAAAUAUUUGAACGUAGAGUUUUGCCGACGUUUUGAGGAAAAGCACAUGUUUUACUCUGCCAUGCUUAGUAAUAUUGCACCACCGUUAAUAUGUCCUUUUACAGCAGGAGAUCACAUUUUAAAGCCUUCAAUUUUGGACUUUUCAUUCGUUGAUAUGUUUCGUUUAGAAGGCUUUAUCUGGGUUGCCAAUUUCAGACUCAUUGCAAUAACCAACAAAGGAAAAACCAAAAAAAUUCUUAGAAAAACAUCAUCAAAAUCUUUACUUCAAGUUCUAACGUGA